ACAGGAUUUUUAUUCAUAAUAUAUCUUUUGCGAUUGUCUUCCAGUGAUCUCUGGGAGGCAGCUGCUGAAUGGGGGCAAACCUUGCCUCAUGAAUUGCCAUCAAAUCCUCGGCCAUACUGGAAGAGUGCAAAUUGAAACCUGCUCACUGCGGCGGAAGCAGAGAUAACGGAUUACUCACAAACCGAGAGACAUGGGCUGCAACCCACCUUACCUCCUCUCCUACAGAUUACGGUUGCUGCUGCUCUUUACCCUGUCCCUGACAGUGGUUGGAUGGGCCACCAGCAACUACUUUGUGGGUGCUAUUCAAGUAAUUCCCAGGGCAAAGAACUUCAUGGCUACUUUCCACAAGGUCAUGUAUUUGGGGAAUGAAGAAACUCUGGGCCACGAGGUAGCCAUGAAGAAAGCAGAGCUUGCUAAUUGCCCUUCGGUGUCUCCAAACCUCAGAGGGCAGAACAAGCUUGUUUUUAAGCCGGACCUCACUUUGGAGGAAGUACAGGCUGAAAACCCCAAAGUGUCCAGAGGCCGGUAUCGCCCGGAGGAGUGUAAGGCCCUGCAGCGGGUGGCGGUCCUCAUCCCCCACCGGAACAGAGAGAAGCACCUGAUAUACCUGCUGGAACACCUGCAUCCCUUCCUGCAGAGGCAGCAGCUGGACUACGGCAUCUACGUCAUCCACCAGACCGGAAGUAAAAAGUUUAACCGGGCCAAGCUCCUCAACGUGGGCUAUCUGGAAGCUCUCAAGGAGGAGAACUGGGACUGCUUCAUAUUCCACGACGUGGACCUGGUGCCCGAGAAUGACUUCAACCUCUACACCUGCGGGGAUCAGCCCAAGCACCUGGUCGUGGGCCGGAACAGCACUGGCUACAGGUUGCGUUACAGUAAAUAUUUUGGGGGCGUUACUGCCCUCAGCAGAGAACAGUUUUUCAAGGUGAAUGGAUUCUCUAACAACUACUGGGGAUGGGGAGGAGAAGACGAUGACCUCAGACUCAGGGUUGAGCUGCAUAAAAUGAAGAUAUCCCGGCCCAAGCCUGACGUGGGCAAGUACACCAUGAUCUUCCACACCAGAGACAAAGGCAACGAGGUGAAUGGGAGCCGAAUGAAGCUGUUGCAGCAGAUGUCACGGGUCUGGAAAACAGAUGGCUUAUCGAGCUGCUCUUACAGAUUACUCUCUGUGGAACACAACCCUUUAUACGCCAACAUCACAGUGGAUUUCUGGACCGCCGCGUGACCUGGAUCUUCUGAUGACGCCUGGAACUGAUGAUUUGAUUGUAAUAGUGUUGGCCUAGAGGCUUCCCUAGUAGCACACGUUAAGAACUUGUUCCAGCUAAUGAUUUGGCUGGAAAUUUUCCGUUCUCUCAGCAGAGCUCUUGGUUAUGUAGAAUGUAGAACCGUAGUAGCAAGACAGCUUUCUUGGUUGUUUUGAUCAUGGCUGUGAAAUGUAAUGCACAAACUUGAAGGACUCUAGACAGGAGGACGUAGUAAAAGCAACUUGUGAACUGUGUCCUUGCAGGAUUCACUUCAGCAGUGUAUCAUGAGAUUAAAAAGUGGGGAGCAAAAUUCCCAAGCAUCUUAGAGAACCAGAAUUGCUAGGUCUAAGACAGAAAGGUACUAAGAGAUGUUUCUGUUACUCAGUGUACGUGGCCAUCUUCGAGGUGGUGGAUUCCACAUGCGAAGAAAGCCACAAAGUCAUGCAUCAGAUGCCACAGACGUGACAGUGAAGAGCCGGCUAAGGACAGAGUAUGGAGUGAACUGGCAGUGGUCCCUGUGCUGGCUGCUGCCACCAAUCCCCUGUGGUGGAUGCCUCCUUGUCAGAAACACCUUCCCGUCUAUGGCCGCCCGACCCUGAAUGUACCAGCCUCUUCAGAGGCACUUGCCAGUAAUACCCACCAGAGAACACACUGUCUAUUAGUUUUCAAAGCAUUUUUAUAAAACGAUUUUGUACAUGUAGGAUAUGGAUGAGCAGUUUAUAAGCCACACAAUGUCUGAGAAUAUGUCUAUAGAGUAUCUCUGUAGUAAAAUGUGAAAAAGCUUCC
Messenger RNA from Rattus rattus (black rat), 2030 nucleotides. RefSeq names its product beta-1,4-galactosyltransferase 4 (gene B4galt4). Lineage: Eukaryota; Metazoa; Chordata; Mammalia; Rodentia; Muridae. The record is from RefSeq and is a predicted model, not a curated record. Gene Ontology annotation, biological process: carbohydrate metabolic process. The transcript is spliced from 6 exons. Gene Ontology annotation, molecular function: glycosyltransferase activity. The coding region runs from base 191 to 1225 and encodes 344 amino acids.